UCUUACCUACGUAUCUAUCCCGCUAUCUAUCAAUCUAUUUAUCUACUAGUCUACCUAUCUCCCCCUUUCGCUGUCUAACAUGAUCCCUUUUCGUAUAUUUCAUCAUUGACCUUUCGAUCUUCCGAGCUGUAUCUAUCUUUUAUUUGUCCCGGUACUUACUAAUCUAUCAUCAUAUAAUCUGCAAAGGAAUCUUUAUUAAAAUGGAUGAAACAACAAAUGGAAGGCGCAAAGCUAUCGUUACGAAGCAGCCGCACGGAGAUGCGGAUUCGAUUGAGUUACGUAACUGGGCUACACCUUCUUCUUCUUCCAAGGAGGGUUCUGCAUCUAAUCACAAUCGCAGAAUCCAGAGGGCCCUACAGGAUCUUCAGGGUGUCGAUGAGAUUAACAUCAGACAGACAUUGGAAACAAUUGGUUCGAGCUGUACCGGGAGUAAUGCCUACCACUUAGUAACAAGAGAGGGAGACGUGUUACUCAAUGCUUUUGAAGAAACAACUUGUUGCAGCCGAUGUUGGUGCGGCCCCGCCCGUUCUUUUCGUAUGUCGAUACAGAAUGCAGAAAGUGAAGAAAUAUUGCAGGUAGUACGCCCCCAUCGAUGUGAUGCAUGUUGCUGCCCCUGCUGUCUUAUGAAGUCCAUGGUACAAACGCCUGGGGGCUAUGUACUCGGCUACACCAAACAAAAUUGGUCACUAUGUGGGGCGGUGUUCACGAUAAUCAAUCGUAAUGGUCAUCGAAUCGCUGGUAUGGAAUCACCAUGCUGCCCGUGCAGAUGUUGUACUAAUAUCGAUAUAUCGAUUUUAUCUCGAAAUGGCGAGGAGGGUGCAGUCACCAAACGCUGGGGAGGGCGAAAGCAUAACACAAACAUGGACCAUGAGUUCUUCGUUCUAAACUUCCCAUCAGGAACUGAUCUCCAAACCAAAGGACUACUUCUUGGAUCAGCCUUUUUAGUCGACUACAUGUUCUUUGAGAUGACUUGAUGAUGGAAGAUGGACUAUAUUAGAGCAAAACAGAACUAGACAACUUAUACGGAGGAAAAAGCUAUAAGAAACAAAUCAGAAUUUGCCUUGAACGAAAGAAUGCGUGUAAUAGCAAGCAUAAACAUUAAAACCUAGAAAGGCAACAGGCCAUUUUCUUAAUGUAAUCAAAUUGAAUGCAUAAAUAGCAUAGCAUUCAUUAGUUGCUGCCAGGGACAGACAUUAUGGCUUGCCCAUGCAAUCCGCAUUAGACUUUUGAAAUACAAUUAUUUGUAAAC
Molecule: messenger RNA, 1249 nt
Organism: Strongylocentrotus purpuratus (purple sea urchin)
Lineage: Eukaryota; Metazoa; Echinodermata; Echinoidea; Camarodonta; Strongylocentrotidae
Product: phospholipid scramblase 1
Exons: 7
Coding region: 201-974 (257 amino acids)
Biological process (GO): plasma membrane phospholipid scrambling
Cellular component (GO): plasma membrane
Molecular function (GO): phospholipid scramblase activity
Source: RefSeq, a predicted model, not a curated record